Molecule: messenger RNA, 1199 nt
Organism: Anopheles coluzzii
Lineage: Eukaryota; Metazoa; Arthropoda; Insecta; Diptera; Culicidae
Product: glyoxalase domain-containing protein 4
Exons: 3
Coding region: 109-993 (294 amino acids)
Source: RefSeq, a predicted model, not a curated record
GCAUUGCAAUCUCACCAAACCUUACGGGUACAUAAGCACCAGCGCAAUCUCAUCCCGAAUCUCACAGUUUUCCCACGUGUCGGACGUGUCUGAGACCCGCUGCUCAAGAUGAUUGCCGCCCGGGCACUGCACUACGUCUUCAAGAUUGGUAAUCGCGCGAAGAACAUCCAAUUCUUCCGAGAGAUACUGGGCAUGAAGGUACUACGUCACGAGGAAUUUACGCAAGGUUGUGAUGCCGCCUGCAAUGGACCGUACGACAAUCGGUGGAGCAAAACGAUGAUCGGGUACGGGCCGGAAGCGUCCCACUUCGUGAUCGAGCUGACGUACAACUACGGCGUGCGGGAGUACGCACUGGGCAAUGAUUUCGCCGGGCUGACGAUUAAGUCGCGCGACAUCCUAGACCGUGCCCGGCGCCACGGCUACCCGGUCGCGGAGGAGGGCGCCCCGGGCGAACCGUCCGUGCUCCUGUCGCCCGACGGGUACCGGGUGCUGGUCGUGCCGGAGGAGGUGCCGGCCGGCGCCGACCCGGUACAGCGCGUCGCCCUGCACGUGACCGAGCUGGCCCGCUCCCGGGCGUACUGGGCCGACACGCUCGCGAUGGUACCGGUGGCGGGGACGCCCGAUCCAUCCCCCGAUCGGCUUGCGCUUUCGUACGACCAGGGCAAGUUUGUGCUGGAGCUGCGGCAGCUGGCCGCCGGCACGCCGCUCGACCGGGCCAAAGCGUACGGGCGCAUCGCGUUUGCGGUGCCGCACGCCACCCAGCCCCACAUCGACGAGCUGAUCCGGCAGGCGGGCGGCACCGUGCUGACGCCGCUCAUCUCGCUCGACACGCCCGGCAAGGCGACGGUGCGCGUGAUCAUACUGGCCGAUCCGGACGGGCACGAGAUUUGCUUCGUGGACGAGGAGGGCUUCGGCGCCCUGUCCGCCCUCGAUCCGGACAGCAAUGCCGCGCUGGACAAGUACAUCGCGAAGGAUCCGUUCCAGGAGCAGUGAGCCCGCACAUUCCGCAUGGUUAUGGCAUUGUUGCGCUAAGAAUGGGAGAACAUUUUAUAAAGCGAGGGAAAAAAAGGAAUUAUUAAUUUGUGUUGCAGAGCGAGCCAAAACACAAAGCAAGACACAAACGCGCACUGGUGAAGGGGAUGGACGCGGUGCGUAGAAACUGUGUACUUAGUGGACAAUAAAUGAAUCAUCACCCUUUA